CUCUUCUUCUCCUUCUCACCCGCUGCAGCCCCAAAAGAAACCCAGCCACCGACAGCCCUCCUCUUGAGAAAGUCGGCAAAGCUUGAUGGAUUUACCUUCUUUUCUUAUUGAAAGCCGAACUUAGGAACCCAGAAACCUUUCCCCCCUCUGCAGAAUUUCCAGAUCUGCUCGGUUUCUCCCCUCCCCUGUCCGUGAGCUGCAGCUGGUGGGUGUGAUUUCUGGGUAUUUUUCGAUUUUGGUUGCCCGUGAGUCCCCUGCAGAAAUUGCCGUCGGCUUCUUCUCCCCUGCCAGGUCCGGUUUUGCUGGCUGGAAAAUUCUGGAAGCAAAACCGAGGACGGGAAAACCACGGGAAGUGAUGAGUUAGAAGGCUAGCCAUUUCGAGAUUGAUAUAGAUUUUAGAUAUAAAUCAUGAUCUUGUAAACUAGAGUGUAUUUGGAAAUUUUAUGAUAUCAGAGUAAAUUUUAAAGAUUUUAUCUUCAAAUUUUGGUGGUAUCAGAUUGUGGUAUGAUAAGUUCUGAGCCUUGUGCAUUUGUGGGACUCUUUCACGAGUGUACGGCGUCUGCCAUGCCUCGGAUUUGGGUUCUGGGACGUGACAUUAUCGUUGACCUAGUUAAGUCUAAAGACAUGACUGAAUAGAACAAUAAUUGAUUAAGAAAAAGGAAAUUAUUGU
This is a messenger RNA of Rubroshorea leprosula, 670 nucleotides long. The record is from the annotation of a GenBank genome assembly. NCBI's taxonomy places the organism in Eukaryota, Viridiplantae, Streptophyta, Magnoliopsida, Malvales, Dipterocarpaceae.